CCGCGGCGUCGCUGAGGACCGGGCGGUGCUGCUCUUCGUCUGCUGCCGGGCAGAGGGGCCUGAGUCCCACUGCGGGGAGCGGUCUGUAAUCUCAGCUUCUUUCCGGGUUCCCGUGAUUCUCCAUACACUCCGUCUCAAAAGUGCAAAGAAAGAAUAUGCAGAAACUGCUCCUCCCUUGAACAUCUUGAGUCGGUCCCGUCUGCGUUUUUCCUAACUCCGUACUCUCCGGAAUAUUUGAAACUUCACCUUUUCCUGAGCUGUUCCAGGGUACUUACCAUCAUCAUCUCUCAGCAGUGAAGAGUAUCAGCACAACAGCAGAUAAGACUUUGUGCGCCUCUGAUCUUCUCCCUCCUGCCCUCCGAAACAUCCUCCCUGGGUUUCCAUGUGAAUUUACUGUGCUGUCCUUAGACAUAGGCCUAGCUGUUUCCAAAUUCUCAGCAGUUCUGCUUUCACCAUGGAUAUGCACAGUGCUAGUCAGUCCCUCUGUAUCACUGCUAGUUACCAGUCAGAAAGCAGGCUGGCAAGCCUCCUUGGGCUCCUGUUGAAAGCAAAGUUGCCCUUUGACAGCAAAGAAGCAGUGUUGCAAGCUGAUUCUAAACAUGGCCAUGUCCAAUUCCCUUUUGUGGGCUGUUGACAUUUUUGGGAGGGUUUACACUCUAUCUACUGUUGGCCAGUACUGGGAGCUCUGUAAGGAUACACAGCUGGAAUUCAAACGGGUCUCUGCGAUCAAACAAUGCUGCUGGGGAAUAGCCUGUGAUCAUCAAGUAUACACCUAUGUAUUCUCAGGUGACGUUCCCAUUAGAUACCAGGAAGAAACCUAUGAGAAUCAGCGCUGGAAUCCAAUUGGUGGCUUUUGUGAGAAAUUAAUGCCCAGCGACCGCUGGCAGUGGAGUGAUGUGAGCGGGCUAAAACAUCAGCAGCUUGAUAGUUUCACACUGCCUUCACCACACUGGGAGUGGGAGUCUGACUGGUAUGUGGAUGAAAAUAUUGGAGGGGAACCAACAGAGAAAGGGGGUUGGACUUACGCCAUAGACUUCCCCAGCACCUACACUAAGGAUAAGAAGUGGAAUUCUUGUGUCCGACGCAGGAGGUGGAUCAGAUACAGGAGAUACAAAUCACGGGACGUUUGGGCAAAGAUUAUAUCACAUGAUGAUCCAGAUCAGUUACCAGACCCUUUCAAUGAUAUCUCCAUUGGAGGAUGGGAAAUCACUGAUGAGCCUGUUGGCCGUUUAUCAGUAUGGGCGGUUUCUUUACAAGGAAGGGUGUGGUACAGAGAAAAUGUUUGCCAUCACAAUCCAGAAGGUUCUGUGUGGUCCUUAAUCGCCACUCCUGGUGAAGUGGUACAAAUCAGCUGUGGACCAUACGACCUCCUUUGGGCAACUCUUUGGGAAGGACAAGCUAUUGUGAGAGAAGGAAUUGAUAGGAAUAACCCUCAAGGAAUUUCCUGGAGUAUUGUGGAAUCGCCAAGCUCUGAAAAUGGGAUUAUGCACAUCUCUGUGGGUGUUGAUGUGGUGUGGGGUGUUACGAAAGACAGAAAAGUGUGGUUUAGAAGAGGUGUGAACUCGCAUAAUCCUUGUGGAACAAGCUGGAUUGAAAUGGUUGGAGAAAUGAUGAUGGUAAAUGUAGGCUUAAACAACCAGGUCUGGGGAAUUGGCUGUGAUGACAGAGCAAUUUACUUCCGUCAAGGUGUCACGCCAAGUGAGCUCAGUGGGAAGACGUGGAAGGCAAUUGUAUCUGGCAGAGAGAGUGACAGAUCUCAGACGGGGAGCUCAACAAGUCUGCUCAGUGCUGGCUGUUUCUUUACUGAUGAUAUUCAGAACCAAACAAAUGCGAUCAUUCAGGGUGAUGCAGAUACUUCCUCUGAUUCAGAGCUUCCAAGUGUAUCUGUGAACCUUGCCAACAACACUCCCGUGUUGGGAGCUGCAGCCAGCAACAGUGGUAAUGGUGCAGGCCACCAGACAGCAGAAAUAAGUGCAAAUUUGGCUGUGGAUCCCCUAGACUCUGAUCAAGGAGAAGCCAGCGUUGCUUCGACUAGUAAUGAGAAAGCCAGUCUUGAAAAACAUAAAUCUUCUACCAACCAGAAUCCUUCUGCAGAACUGCAGUGGACCAACAUUGACUUAAAAGAGGCCCAAAAGCACCCAGUCCUCUCCGGCAGCACCUUUGCAGAAACAUCCAGCCUGUCUUCCCUGGGCAUGUUCUCCGUGGGAGCUGAAGAACAGUAUGGAGCUGAUGAGCACCCACUGUGGGCCUGGGUCUCAGGGGGAGGCUGUCACGUGGACUCACACAGCCCAUUGAAAUGGUUCACUGUUCCAUCAGGUUUAACAUCCUCUGUGCAGUCUCUUUCUCUGUCUAUCACCCCAGCACAGACAGCAGCAUGGCGAAAGCAGAUUUUUCAACAGCUCAGUGAAAGAACAAAGCGGGAACUGGAGAAUUUUAGGCACUAUGAACAGGCUAUUGAGCAGUCAGUUUGGGUUAAAACUGGGACCUUGCAAUGGUGGAGAAAUUGGAAGCCUCAGAAAUGGAUGGAUGUUCGAGUUGCACUUGAACAGUUCACUGGGAGUGACGGAAUGCGAGAUAGCAUCCUGUUCAUCUAUUACAUGUAUCAUGAGGAGAAAAAGUAUAUCCAUGUGUUCCUGAAUGAAGUCACUAUUCUAGUUGAAGUCCUGAAUGAAGCUAAACACUCCUUUGCCCUGUAUACACCUGAAAGGACGAAGCAGCGCUGGCCAAUCCGUCUAGCAGCCACAACAGAGCAAGAAAUGCAUGACUGGCUGGCUUUACUGAGCAUGUCCUGUUGCGAAAGCAGACGCAUUCAAGGCCCUCCUUCCCACCAGGCCAUUUGGUCAGUUACUUGUAAAGGAGACAUCUUUGUUAGUGAGCCAAGUCCUGAACUGGAGGCUGGACCACACCUGAUGCCAUGUGAUCAAAUGUUUUGGCGUCAAAUUGGAGGUCAUCUUCGACUGAUAGAGUGCAAUAACCGAGGCAUAGUGUGGGGCAUAGGAUAUGAUCACACAGCCUGGGUUUAUACUGGUGGAUAUGGGGGUGGCUUCAUUCAAGGACUGGCCAGUAGCGCUGAUAAUAUUUAUACGCAAUCAGAUGUGAAAUGUGUUUAUAUCUAUGAGAACCAACGGUGGAAUCCAGUAACUGGAUAUAGCAGCAGAGGUCUGCCCACAGACAGACACAUGUGGAGUGAUGCAUCUGGCCUGCAGGAAUGCACAAAAAUGAAUACAAAGCCUCCUUCACCGCAGUGGUCUUGGGUAUCCGACUGGUAUAUUGAUUUUAAUACAUCAGGUGGAACUGAUCGUGAAGGCUGGCAGUAUGCAGCAGACUUUCCAGCGUCCUACCAUGGUCACAAGACAAUGAAAGACUUUGUCCGACGGAGGCGCUGGGCAAGAAAAUGUAAGAUAGUCACCAAUGGGCCGUGGCUGGAAGUGCCUCCUGUUACCCUAUGGGACAUCUCCAUAAUUCCCAGUUCAGAUGCAGAUGAUGAAGAAUCAGUAGCACUGUGGGCAAUCAGUGACAAAGGAGACGUGCUCUGCAGGCUUGGAGUGACACAGCAAAAUCCAGCUGGAACAUCCUGGCUUCAUGUGGGAACAGAUCAGCCGUUCAUUUCCGUCUCAAUUGGAGCAUUUUACCAAGUGUGGGCUAUUGCUAGAGAUGGUUCUGCAUUCUAUCGAGGUUCUGUAGCUCCAAAAAAACCUGCAGGUGACUGUUGGUACCAUAUUCCUUCGCCUCAGAAACAAAAGUUAAAACAAGUCUCAGUAGGACGAACAUCUGUGUUUGUGUUGGAUAAAAAUGGCAACCUUUGGUAUCGGCAAGGUAUUACACCAAGCUACCCUCAAGGAUCUACUUGGGAUCAUGUUUCAAAUAAUAUCCGUAAAAUGUCUGUAGGGCCUCUGGACCAGGUCUGGGUGAUAGCUGACAAGGUGCAAGGAAGUCACAGUCUGAGCUGUGGGACAGUCUGCCAUCGGACUGGUGUUCAGCCCAUGGAACCUAAGGGGCUUGCGUGGGACUAUGGUAUUGGGGGUGGAUGGGAGCACAUUACAGUCAGAGGAAAUGCAACUGAAGCAUCUAGGGUCAAUACGCAUGAUACUUCUGAGGAAGACCCUGCAAGAUCAAUGGAUCUAGAAGAUGAGGAGAGUAAAGAAAAAACAGAACUUUCUAAAACCACCCCUUUGAUGGUCAGUGAAGAACAAGAACUGGACAGAAAUGCUGUUAAUUGUUAAGUUCUCACUGUUUACAUCUUGCAAACAAACAGUAGUCAGUAUAAUUCAGAAAGAAACAAACCCUAAACGUGUACUGCCUGGAAGGAAAGAGACAACCCUUUUGUGCUCCUAAUGUAUUUUACAUUAGAACUGGAAUUUGUAAUGGGGUAAUUUAAAUGCUGCUUUCUUCUACUACAUCAUUAGUAAAAUGUGACUUGAUAGAACUGCUUGUUUUGUCAUGGCAGACAGGCAUUGUAGCCACAAUGUAUUUCUGACCCUUUACCAUAGCUGCUAGAAAACUAUAUGAAUGUGAAGUUCUUUGCAGAUGCUCACUACAUUUAUUUUAUUCUUUAUAAAUAUUACAGUUCCCUUCACUACAUUUCUCACAUACUCAGGCA
Struthio camelus australis is the source of this 4600-nucleotide messenger RNA. NCBI's taxonomy places the organism in Eukaryota, Metazoa, Chordata, Aves, Struthioniformes, Struthionidae. The record is from RefSeq and is a predicted model, not a curated record.